Messenger RNA from Penicillium oxalicum, 1734 nucleotides. Its product is annotated as CAF1 family ribonuclease. The coding region runs from base 1 to 1734 and encodes 577 amino acids. The record is from RefSeq and is a predicted model, not a curated record. Lineage: Eukaryota; Fungi; Ascomycota; Eurotiomycetes; Eurotiales; Aspergillaceae. Gene Ontology annotation, biological process: nuclear-transcribed mRNA poly(A) tail shortening. Gene Ontology annotation, cellular component: cytoplasm. Gene Ontology annotation, molecular function: poly(A)-specific ribonuclease activity; RNA binding. The transcript has 5 exons.
AUGGAUUUGACCUCGUCGAAUUUCAAUUAUUACCUGCCAUGGGUCCUCUAUGAGUUAGCGACUUGUUCCUUUGUGAGCCUGGACCUCGAAAUGUCCGGUAUUGCCGUCUCUUCGAAGCAGCAGGGCUCUCGGUCUCUCCAGAAACAUUACGAGGAAACCAAGGCUGCCGCCGAGAAAUAUCAGGUGCUUCAAGUUGGCAUGACAGUCUGCCACGAAGACCGAGAGAAAGGGAGCUACACGUUGAAGCCUUACAACAUCUUGCUCAAUCCUUGCCUGGACCGAAAUCUCAAUGUGAACCGCGACUUCACCUUCAUGGGAUGGUCCAUGGAUUUCCUGGCUGGUCAUAACUUCGAUGUUGGCGCUCUGUUCAAUCAAGGCAUUCGAUAUCUGUCUCGAGCUGAGGAGAACCUGGUUCGCGAGGAAGCCGUCCGCCGUUGGGCCCCAAACACCUCGAUGAAGGACAUCGAGGGCAGAAUGCGGGACGAAGCGAAUGUUCGAUUUCUGCAAGCCGUCCGUCUCGAGAUCAAUGCGUGGACAGCAUCUGGCAAGUCACGCACAUCAUUCUUGAACAUCCCUCCUUCUUCCGAAAUGGGAGGGCCCUCGCGGCACGGCUUGCCCAGCGACCUGGAUAGCUCUCAAAAAUGGCUUGUCCACAAUCUGGUCAAGAUGGAGUAUCCUGAUAUGAAGACCCGCGGCAUGCCGACCUUCGUGCAAAUCGAACAGCGCAAUGGGGGCGCCAUGAAAUUUGACGAGCGGAUGCGAGAGAGCAAUCUGCGCAUUCGAAAGCACGUGGGAUUCCGAUGGAUCGCAGAGGCUUUGGCCGGAGGUGAUCUGUCCAGCCUGGACGCUGCAGUGUUUCAACCUCUCAUGACAGAGGACCAAGACCCCUCGAUCACGGUCGAAACCAUUGCGAAUCGGGUCAAGGCCCGUCUGCAGGAGAACCGUCCUGUCCUCGUUGGUCAUAACAGCUUCACUGACUUGGUCUAUCUGUAUCAGAGCUUCUUGGGUCCUCUUCCUAACAAGGUCGAGGAUUUCAUUUUCUUGAUCCAUCGCACUUUUCCUGUUUUGAUGGACACCAAGUACUUGGCCACGCUGGACUUUGACUCCAUGAAUCCAUCGUCCUCGCUCGAAGAGCUGAACAAGACCUUGGCCAAGAUCCGUAACCCCAAGAUUGAGGUUGAUAGCCUGUUCUCCAAGUAUUUAUACAGGAAGAACAUCCACGAAGCGGGUUACGACAGCAUGCUUACUGCUAUUGCCUUCCUCAAGAUGUCGAUCCACCUUGACGAUGGGAAGCUACCCAAAGGGAAGCGAGGCCGCCUCGAGGACAUUGCGUACGGGAUUGCCACGCCAUGCAAUCAGGUGGUACAGGACUUGUUCCCGGAAAAGAAUCUGCUCCAUGUCAAAAACCCUUUCACCGAUUUCUUCGACACGGAAGUUGAAGCAGACUCUCAGACUCUGCCGACUCCCAUGGCCUUGGCCGACACUGAGAUUGACGAGGUCAAGCAAAAGGUCAAGGAUGGCGUGUUGAUUCCGCGACUCGGCGACUAUUUCUGGCGUGCUUAUGCGAAUAAGCUGAGAGUCUUUGGAGCGGUCGAGAAGACCGUCUGCUUUGGACCUCCAAACCCGAGUAAGCGCUCCAAGCGCAAGAACAAGAUUUCAGGCUUGGGUGCAGACCAUGACACGCCUAAGAAAGAUCAGCCAGCUGCCAAAGCUGAUCUGCUCAUUUGCGACUGA